Molecule: messenger RNA, 1133 nt
Organism: Pneumocystis murina B123
Lineage: Eukaryota; Fungi; Ascomycota; Pneumocystomycetes; Pneumocystales; Pneumocystaceae
Exons: 11
Coding region: 69-1133 (354 amino acids)
Biological process (GO): G protein-coupled receptor signaling pathway
Cellular component (GO): heterotrimeric G-protein complex
Molecular function (GO): GTPase activity; GTP binding; G-protein beta/gamma-subunit complex binding
Source: RefSeq, a predicted model, not a curated record
AACCAUUAAAAUAAUUUAAAUAUUACUUAGGCUUAUUCCAAAAAACGUGAGUUUAGUGAUUUUAAAUUAUGGGAUGUUGUUUUUCUGUUUCGUAUAGCCAAGAUGUUUUGCGAUCCAAAGAAAUUGAAUCAUAUCUUCGUCAGGAUCAAGAACAAGCAUGUCAUGAAGCCAAAAUAUUAUUAUUAGGCGCUGGAGAAAGUGGAAAGACGACAAUUUUGAAGCAAAUGAGGCUGAUUCAUCUAUCUGGUUUUACAUUGAAGGAACGCGAAUACUAUAGAACAAUUAUUUUUAGCAACAUGUUGCAGUCUAUGCGACUUAUUAUUCAAGCUAUGGAAGAAUUUGAUAUUUGUUUUGAGCGACCAGAAAAUGAACAAUAUCUUGAUUUGUUAUUGCAAGAACGAGAAUUGACGGAUAGAGAGAAUCUUCCUCCAGAGUAUUAUAGACCUUUUAUAUCUUUAUGGGAAGAUGCAGGGGUAACACGUGCUGUUAAUCGUGGAAAUGAAUAUGCUUUGCAUGAUAAUUGCUUUUAUUUUUUUGAAAACAUUCAUAGGCUUUUUGAAAGGAAAUAUAUCCCUACAGACCAAGAUAUUUUACGAUGUCGGUUAAAAACAACAGGGAUUACGGAAACAUGUUUUAAAGUAUCUCGAUUAACGUAUCGAAUGAUCGAUGUAGGUGGUCAAAGAUCAGAAAGAAGGAAAUGGAUUCAUUGUUUUGAGAAUGUGACAGCUGUUCUUUUUCUUGUUGCUAUCUCUGGCUAUGAUCAAUGUUUGACAGAAGAUAUUGGUGCUAAUCAAAUGCAAGAGGCUCUUGUCUUAUUUGAUUCAAUUUGUAAUUCUCAAUGGUUUAUCAACACAUCAAUUAUACUUUUUCUUAACAAAAUCGAUCUUUUUAAAGUUAAGCUUCAUGUAUCGCUAAUAUCGAAUUAUUUUCCAGACUUUAAUAAUGAUAACCAAACUGAUUAUCGCGCUUCUUGUCUUUUUUUUCGGCAAAAAUUUUUGAAACUCAAUAGAAAUCAUCAAAAAACAAUUUAUACACAUUUUACAAACGCUACAGAUACAACGCUUUUGAAAAACGUCAUGAUUUCUGUGACCGAUAUUAUAUUUAAUCGAAAUUUACAGAAUUUAAUGCUUUAA